This is a messenger RNA of Etheostoma cragini (Arkansas darter), 906 nucleotides long. Its product is annotated as suppressor protein SRP40-like. The transcript has 3 exons. The record is from RefSeq and is a predicted model, not a curated record. NCBI's taxonomy places the organism in Eukaryota, Metazoa, Chordata, Actinopteri, Perciformes, Percidae. The coding region runs from base 131 to 550 and encodes 139 amino acids.
UCAUGCACCCUGCGUCAGCGAGGAAAUCAGGGGCUCUGCAGGUCAGUCCAGAGCAGAGUCCAGUGUGCUUGGACGUCUCCACAAGGCCCAAUCCCUGGACGUCCUCUCUGAGACCCGCUUGCAAACCCAGAUGGAGAGGGACGUCUCGACCUCAGACCGCCGUGCACGCAGCACGAGCAACACAAGCAGCACAAGCACCGAGACCAGCUUCUCCAGCUUCUCCUCCAGUAGCGACUCAUCCUCUAGUUUGAAAGAGGAAGCGCAGUGUGAGAGCUGCACAGGCAAUCCUGCAGCCUCACCCCAGCCCAACGUCAGCGACAGUGAGAGAUCUGAUCUCAGCCUCUCGGACCGCCGCAGCUCCAACACUAGCUCUGAGAGCUCUGGAUCUGUCAGCCCCAUAAGCAGGGAGACAGCCUUAAACGCUCCCCAGGUGCCACCCAGACCCAAAACUGAGGAGAUCCUAAACCGCUGCACCACCAUGACCCGCAAGGCAGCCCUGGCCACCAAGACCCGGCUUCAGAGUCAGCCAGAGUCCAUCCACAGCCGCUAGGGAAUCAUAAGCCUCUGAUUAACAAUAUAUUCAUGUAACAUACUUAAUCUGUUUGACCCUACAGGGUCUGUCAGUCAAAUGCGUUUAAUGCAGCAUUGUUCAUAUUUCUAUUUUAAAUUCUUGUCGUACCAAAGAUGGGGGAGAAAGCAACCUUGACAAGCUAAAGGUAUGCUCAAUGGCGCAAGAUGAUGUUUAAAUAAGGCCCUUUUGUUAAAAUAGAGCAUGGCACCUUUGUUGUAAUAUUUCACUCAGUGUAAGAAAAUAAUAACAUUAAUAAUAAUGUAGCUUCAGUGAAGCGUUAGAAGGAGCAGGUACGAGUAAAUGUAUGUGACAUUGUCAUACAGGAGUAAACAGAU